Messenger RNA from Cyphellophora attinorum, 564 nucleotides. RefSeq lists its product as uncharacterized. NCBI's taxonomy places the organism in Eukaryota, Fungi, Ascomycota, Eurotiomycetes, Chaetothyriales, Cyphellophoraceae. The transcript is spliced from 4 exons. Bases 1 to 564 code for a protein of 187 amino acids. Gene Ontology annotation, cellular component: mitochondrial outer membrane. Gene Ontology annotation, molecular function: nascent polypeptide-associated complex binding. The record is from RefSeq and is a predicted model, not a curated record.
AUGAGCAGCUACGCCGACGUCGCGGCCAAGAACUCGGAGCAGAGCCCUGAAGAAGCGUAUGUACUUCACCGCGAUACCCGCGCCCCUCCCGUCCCAGGCAUGAACCACGAUGAAUCCACCGCCUCCUCCCUCAUCGACGUCGACAGCCCCCACGUUUCCAGCGUAAAGUCCGACUUCCAAUCCCAAGAGAUCAAAACCGAAACCCAAGCCGACCGCAUAGCGCGCGAGGCCGAAGAAUCCGCCGAGCGCGCCCGCUUGAAGGCCUCCAAGGAAGCCUCCGCCGCCAAAGACAAGGCGUCCGCUGAAGCGAAGAAGGCGAAGGCGGAAGCCAAGAAGACCGGCAAGAAGUUGCAGGACAACAAGGACAACCCGGUUGUCGUGGGCAAUGCCAUCCUGUGGGGCGUGACGGCUGUAGCGGUUGGGUACGGCGCGUAUCAGAAGCAGCAGGAGGGCAAGCUGGAUUGGAAGCUGGCGGGCACAGUGGGUGCCGGACUGGCGGCGUUGGCGGCAGGCGAUUAUUUCGCGAGCCAAUGGCUGUUCGAGAACAAGUACCCUCCGAAAUAG